AAUUGUUUCUUGCGUGGCUGAUUGACGAUUGGGAUGCAUAUUUAUUAUUUUGUUGAAAUAAAAUAAUAUCGAAUAUAGAAAGUGAAAACAAAACAAUUAAUAAAACAUGGAUCAAACACAGAAAAGGGAACGAAAUGGAGAACCCAUUAAAUUGGGUGAAUUGAAUAUGACACCAAUAUUGGUGGCCAUGAUUGUGGGCUUUAUAGCCGUGGCUUUAUUCGUUAUCUUCCGUAAAAGAUCUUCAGCCCGUAGAGAUUUCCUAUUGACUGGCAUAAGUGAGGCCGGCAAAAGUUCGAUAUUUAUGCGUAUUUUACAUGACAAAUUUCCAGAAACUUUCACUUCCAUUAAAGAAAAUGUGGAAGACUAUAAAUUAGGAGCUCGUUUGGUAGAUAUUCCUGGCCACUAUAGAGUAAGGGAGAAAUGUUUCGAACAAUAUAAGAAAACAGCCAAGGGUAUUAUAUUUGUUUUGGACUCGGUAACCAUUCAGAAAGAUAUACGUGAUGUGGCAGAUGCACUUUACAUAAUGCUCACCGAUUCGGCCACUUUACCCUGCAAAUUUGCCGUAUUGUGCAAUAAGCAAGACUUAGCUACCGCCAAGAGUGUACAAGUUAUUAAGACUUCUUUGGAAAAAGAAAUGAAUAUUAUACGUGAUACACGCAGCCGUAAAUUGCAAUCAGUAGGUGAUGAUGAUGUUAACAAACCCGUCUAUUUGGGUAAACAAGGCAAAGACUUUGAAUGGUCGCAUUUACAGCAAAAUAUUCAGUUUUAUGAAGGUUCUGCUAAAGAUGGAGAACUCAGCAAUCUCACCGACUGGAUGGACAAAGUGUUGUAAAUUAAAUUAUAUAUAGAUUUAUUUCUACACCAUCAGAAUCAUAAGCAGCAUUUUUCCUAUUUAGCAUACAGCGUUCAUUUUAAAUAAUUCAUGGAAUAUUAUUGGGGAAGCUAAUUGUGUUUGUAAUUUUUUUAUAUAUUUUUCAUUUUCUGUUUUGUUACAUUUAAAUUUUUGAUUUAGUAUUUAAUGUUGAAAUGUUCAGUUAUUCCUUAUUAAUAUUUAAUUAACUUUUUUCUAGUUAAACAAUAAAUUUAAGGUUUUUUUAUAAAAAAAGUUGAA
Messenger RNA from Lucilia cuprina (Australian sheep blowfly), 1111 nucleotides. It is a transcript of the gene SrpRbeta, whose product is annotated as signal recognition particle receptor subunit beta. Lineage: Eukaryota; Metazoa; Arthropoda; Insecta; Diptera; Calliphoridae. The transcript is spliced from 4 exons. Bases 107 to 832 code for a protein of 241 amino acids. The record is from RefSeq and is a predicted model, not a curated record.